Thermothielavioides terrestris NRRL 8126 is the source of this 1259-nucleotide messenger RNA. RefSeq lists its product as uncharacterized. The record is from RefSeq and is a predicted model, not a curated record. Gene Ontology annotation, biological process: protein dephosphorylation. Gene Ontology annotation, cellular component: cytoplasm. Lineage: Eukaryota; Fungi; Ascomycota; Sordariomycetes; Sordariales; Chaetomiaceae. Gene Ontology annotation, molecular function: acid phosphatase activity; non-membrane spanning protein tyrosine phosphatase activity. Bases 161 to 664 code for a protein of 167 amino acids. The transcript is spliced from 3 exons.
GGCUUCUUCUGCGCUGAGCGCCACUGUUCUGGUGCUACUUUGAAUAGGCGUUUGGCGUCUGUUGAGUCUGUUGUGUAGACUGUUGGGUCGGUUCUUGCUUUGUCACUGCAUGCCCUUCUGACCUCGAAAGCUCCCCUUCUCGCCCCCGCCCCCCCGCGCCAUGUCCGAUCCCAUCUCGGUGCUCUUCGUCUGUCUGGGCAACAUCUGCCGGUCGACCAUGGCCGAGGGUGUGUUCCAGUCUCUAGCGAGGAAGCCGCCCUACGAAGGCCUCAUUGCAAAGAUUGACUCGUGCGGAACGGGCGCAUACCACCUUGGCGAAGAACCGGACGAUCGAACAAUGUCGACACUCCAGAGCCACGGAAUUACGGACUACCUACACUAUGCUCGGAAGGUCGACCCAUCCGACUUCGACAAGUUCGACUACAUCUUCGCCAUGGACCGGAGCAACCUCGAAGAUCUCAAGCGUAUCCAGCGGCGCAAACCGAACAGUAAGGCGAAGGUCAUGCUCUUCGGCGAGUACUCGGGCACGAGCAAAGCGGAAGUCAUCAGCGAUCCGUACUACGGCGGCAGACAAGGCUUCGAGAAGGCGUAUGAGCAGGCGACCCGGUUCUCGAUAAACUUCCUAAAGGACGUGUUCCCGGAUGUGAAGCCCCCUGCGCUCUGACUUAAGCAGCGCAGGUGUUUUGGCUUCAAGGAGGUGCCGGAAACCCGGAAGCCAACGGCGCCUUGCUGGAAGUGUCCAUGAGGUUGCCCCUCCAACACUGCUCCUCGGGCCCGUCCCAUACUCUACCCAUAUGUUCGGCUUCCGACGGUCGCAAGAGUUGAUAUCGCAGCUACUAAGGGAAAAUAUGCGCCCCAAGAGCUGCAUACGAUGUGAGACGCUGUACCGCUGCGACAGUCCCCGGAGAAUGCUUGGUUCUUGAGCGAGUGCAGCGCGCACAGAUCCAAGAGACCUCUCAUGCUCGGAUGUAUUUGUCAUGUUCUCCUCGCUGCUGACCCCGGAUUUCAAUGGGUGGCUUUCACUUCACUCAAGGGGGAUAGGCUGAGGGACUCCGAUGGACACGCUGGCGUCGACUGUUGCGACCAGAAGCUCAUGUGGAAUCAGCACGCAAGGGCUUGAAAGGUUCCAGCGGAUGAUCUGGGCAUGUAGAUAAGACCGACGUCGCUAUGUACAGAGCAACCCUGAGGAGCCUAGGCACGAUACCUGGGUAACUGCCCGGGUAGCUUGGAGAGGUUAUAUAACCUGCACCUGCGGUGCC